Messenger RNA from Octodon degus (degu), 1603 nucleotides. Its product is annotated as cytochrome P450 2D16-like. Gene Ontology annotation, cellular component: intracellular membrane-bounded organelle; cytoplasm. The coding region runs from base 64 to 1566 and encodes 500 amino acids. The transcript has 9 exons. Lineage: Eukaryota; Metazoa; Chordata; Mammalia; Rodentia; Octodontidae. Gene Ontology annotation, biological process: arachidonate metabolic process; xenobiotic metabolic process. Gene Ontology annotation, molecular function: oxidoreductase activity, acting on paired donors, with incorporation or reduction of molecular oxygen, reduced flavin or flavoprotein as one donor, and incorporation of one atom of oxygen; iron ion binding; heme binding. The record is from RefSeq and is a predicted model, not a curated record.
UAGCUGACUUGAGCUGUGAAGCACUUUGUGUAUCAAAAGAGCCCACUGGUCAAGAAGGCAGCCAUGGGGCUGCUGACUGGGGAUGUUCUGUUCUCUGUGGUCAUGGCCGUGGUCGUCUUCCUGCUCCUGGUGGACCUGAUGCACCGGCGCCAACGCUGGGCUGCUCGCUACCCGCCAGGCCCUGUACCAAUGCCCGGGCUGGGCAACCUGCUGCAGGUGGACUUCCAGAACCUGGCGUACUCCUUCUGCAAGCUGCGACGUAGGUUCGGGGACGUGUUCAGCCUGCAGCUUGCCUGGACUCCAGUGGUCGUGCUCAAUGGGCUGGCAACGGUGAGGGAGGCUCUGGUGACCCAUGGCGAGGACACCUCAGAUCGGCCCCGAGUGGUCACCAACGAAUUAAUGGGCUUUGGAUCAAGAUCCCAAGGCAUUAUUGGGGCUCCCUAUGGACCUGCCUGGCGUGAGCAGCGGCGCUUUGCUGUGUCCACCCUGCGCAACUUCGGCCUGGGGAAGAAGUCUCUGGAGCAGUGGGUGACCGAGGAGGCCUCCUGCCUCUGUGAUGCUUUUACCAAUCAUGCUGGGCACCCCUUUUGUCCCAGUCACCUCUUGGACAAGGCUGUGUGCAACGUGAUCGCCUCCCUCAUCUACGCGCGUCGAUUUGAGUAUGACGACUCCAUUGUGAUCAGGUUGACAGAACUGAUGGUGGACAGUGUUAAGGAGGACAAUGGCUUGUUGCUUCAGGUAGUGAACUCAGUGCCACUGCUUGCGCGCAUCCCAUGGGUGGCUGCCAAAGUCCUGCCCGCGCAGAGGUCCAUCAUUGCCUUAGUUAAAGAUCUGUUGACUGAGCACAACACAACCUGGGACCCAGACCAGCCACCCCGAGAUCUGACUGAUGCUUUUCUGAAUGAAGUACAUAAGGCCAAGGGGAAGUUGGAGAACAGCUUCAAUGAUGAGAACCUUCGCCUGGUCGUAACUGAACUUUUUGCAGCAGGGAUGGUGACCACGUCAAUCACAAUGUCCUGGGCCCUGCUGCUCGUGAUCUUACACCCGGAUGUGCAGUGCCGUGUCCAGGAGGAGAUCGAUGAAGUCAUAGGGCAGGGGCGCCGCCCAGAGAUGGCAGACCAGGCCUGCAUGCCCUUCACCAAUGCUGUGAUUCAUGAGGUGCAGCGCUUUGCAGACAUUGUCCCCAUGGGUGUGCCCCACAUGACAUCUCGUGACACUGAGGUACAGGGCUUCUGCAUUCCCAAGGGGACUAUACUCAUCACCAGCCUGUCAUCUGUGCUGAAGGAUGAGACUGUCUGGGAGAAACCUUUCCACUUCCACCCUGGACAUUUCCUGGACAGCGAGGGCCGCUUUGUGAAACGUGAAGGGUUCAUGCCCUUCUCAGCAGGUCCCCGCACGUGCCUUGGGGAGCCCCUGGCCCGCAUGGAGCUCUUCCUCUUCUUCACCUGCCUGCUGCAGCGCUUCAGCUUCUCUGUGCCUCACGGGCAGCCCCGACCCAGCGACCGUGGUAUGGUUUCCUUCCUAGUAGCUCCAGCCCCCUACCAGCUCUGUGCUGUGCCCCGCUAGAUGGACCACCGUGGCCCCUACUUGUCCACUACAUGGA